CUCUUUGGCUAAACGCGGUGGGUCGAGUGAGACUGUUUAGAUCAUUAAUCCUCUUCAUUUAUGACUAGUUAAUGACCAGAAGUAGAUGUCAGGUAAAAACUUGAAGCGGCCCGGUGUGGGGGUCGGGGUGCUGGUCACAGACUUGGCCCAUCCAGGCUGCGUUUUACUGGGAAAACGCAAAAGUGCAAUGGGCAAAGGGAAGUAUCAGCUGCCCGGAGGUCACUUGGAGUUUGGAGAAACGUGGGAGGAAUGUGCUCACAGAGAGGUGCUGGAGGAGGCAGGAGUGCGUUUGGUGAACGUCUGCUUUGCGUCAGUGGUGAACUCCAUCAGAGUGGAGGAGCAGUAUCAUUAUGUCACCAUAAUCAUGCGAGGUGAACUGGACAGGAAACACUCAGGAGAACCGGAAAACCUGGAACCAGAGAAGAACGAGGGUUGGACGUGGACAAGAUGGGACCAGUUUCCUCCUGAGGAGCAGCUCUUCCUGCCUCUGGCUGGUCUGAGACAACAAGGUUUCCAGCCUUUCAACAACACAGCUACAGACAAUGACAGUCAGACUUGUUGAAUUUGAGAAGACCCCUCUCCUCCAGUCUUAGCACUCGCUUUAACAGUGGUCAGUUUACAUGUUUUCCCCCUCAGACAUCACACUGGACGUCACAUUUUAUGUUACUGUGCUCAGACCUGAAAAAAUGUUACAAACAUGAGUGAUAUGUUUCUACCAAGUGUGUUAAAUUCAAUAAAUAAGCUUUAUUAAUGUUAAAAGAUGCACACAUUAUGACAUGCUUAUUGCUUUUACAUAAGUUGUUAUUGGUGUUUGUUAGCAGGUAAUGUGUGUUACAUAAUGAGAAUUAAAAUAUUUCAGUGUAUCAACUUCAGACUUGAUCAGAAAAUUAAGACAAAUAUGAACAAAUAAAGAUCAAACAGCUGAGAGUAUAAAUAAGUUACAUGUUUAAGAAUAUUUUACUA
Sphaeramia orbicularis (orbiculate cardinalfish) is the source of this 963-nucleotide messenger RNA. It is a transcript of the gene nudt15, whose product is annotated as nudix (nucleoside diphosphate linked moiety X)-type motif 15. NCBI's taxonomy places the organism in Eukaryota, Metazoa, Chordata, Actinopteri, Kurtiformes, Apogonidae. The transcript has 3 exons. Gene Ontology annotation, cellular component: cytosol. The coding region runs from base 86 to 562 and encodes 158 amino acids. Gene Ontology annotation, biological process: dGTP catabolic process. The record is from RefSeq and is a predicted model, not a curated record. Gene Ontology annotation, molecular function: 8-oxo-7,8-dihydrodeoxyguanosine triphosphate pyrophosphatase activity.